Molecule: messenger RNA, 6057 nt
Organism: Astyanax mexicanus (Mexican tetra)
Lineage: Eukaryota; Metazoa; Chordata; Actinopteri; Characiformes; Acestrorhamphidae
Gene: scml4
Product: Scm polycomb group protein like 4
Exons: 8
Coding region: 620-1849 (409 amino acids)
Molecular function (GO): protein binding
Source: RefSeq, a predicted model, not a curated record
ACACACACACACACACACACACUGCUCAAACACACACACGAGCCGCGAGAGGUGCUCUGUUUGAGGGUCGUGUCGUGUUUCGUUGUGUGUGUGUGUGUGUGUUGCGCUGACGGGAACUGGCGUGGUUCGUGCGGAAGAGAUUUUAUUGGAAAUGAAAUUUGUGCCAUCAGAAUGGAAAGUCGCCUCCCUCAGGGGCAGCCGAGGAUUUAACGCCGAGCAUGCGCAGUACUGUACACUAACGAGUGAGAGAAUAAAUAUAUAUACAGAGGAAAGUGGAGAAUGACAGAGUGGGAAAAAGAUUGAGGGAAGAGAAGAGUGAUGAAAUGGAAUGAAGAAGAGGAAGAAGUGAAUUAGAAAGAGGAAAAAAAUCUAAAGAAUAAGAAAAAAAAGGAAACAAGUGGAAACGUGCUAAAACGUGACAGAGAGAUAAAACUAAGGAGAUGAGAGGGAGUGGAGAUAAGAGACAGAAGAGAUAUAGUAAGUGAAAGAAUAGAAACGGGGGGGGGGGGAUCCUGGAGAGAAACAGACUGAUGGAAUCAGAAAGUAAGAGGGAAAACCACAGUGGUGAAGAGAGGAGGAAUGCAGAAGGAUUUACAGCUCUUUUUAAAGUGAAAGUCUGAUGAGUAUUCCUGUAUCGUCUGGGCAGACCGGGGGUGGAGAAAUGCAGUCACCUGCAGUGGUUAGCCCAUCCUUUCUCCCACCCCCAACUGGAAAAGUCCCAGGACGCAAGCGGGGGCGUCCACCACUCAAAAGGCACCCUGAGUACCAGAACCACUACCCAGAAUCCCUCCCACCCAUUAGAGUGCCCAAGAAGAGAGGAAGGAAACCUGGAUUCAAGCUGAAGUCUCGGCUGGCGAUGACUCCUUUGGCCAUCUCCCCUCCUAGUAGCACACCAGAACCAGACAUGAGCUCCAUCCCCCAGGACGCUGCUACUGUUCCCCACUCUGCCACGCCAGAGGUCCUUACAGUGUGUAUCUACGUAAAUAAGCAGGUGAACACUGGUCCUAACUUGGACAGACAGAAGGUUCUACAGCUGCCCGAUCACUUAGGUCCAGCCAGGCCCUCUGUGGUGCUCCAGCAGGCGGUACAGGGCUGUAUCGACAGCGCGUAUCAGCAAAAAGCUGUUUUCACCCUGCUCACACAAGGCUAUGGAGGAGAGAAGAUAUCAGCCACAUUUGAUGGUAAGCAGCACCUGCUGAGUUUGCCGGUGGUGAACAGCGUGGGCUACGUCCUACGCUUCCUCAAGAAGCUGUGCCGGAGCCUGCUGUGCGAAAAUCUCUUCAGCGACCAGCCCAUUGCACCUUCCUCCUCUCCCUCCUCCUCCUCCUCCUUCCACACUGACAAGCACUCAGACGGACAAGCUAAGUCGACAGACUGUAUGGUGGACGAUUAUCACACAGAACAGAUGGAGUCCAAACGCUACUCUAGUGACCCUAGUGAUGCCACUUUCGGUGCUAUGUCAUCACAGUACACAGCACCUAAACCUAGCUAUGGAUUUCGCACUGGUUCUGCCUACCCUGGGGCUGUGUGCAGACAGGCAGCCAGUCCCAGUACAUUCCAGGAAGGGAACAGAAGUGCCUACAGUCCGUCCCCAGAGGCAAGUGAGUCAAAGCCUCCCCCUAGUAAAGACCCAUCCCGUUGGAGUGUAGAAGAGGUGGUGUGGUUCAUUAAAGAUGCAGACCCCCAGGCACUGGGACCCCAUGUAGAACUCUUUCGAAAACAUGAGAUUGAUGGCGAUGCUCUCCUCCUGCUGAAGAGUGACAUGAUUAUGAAGUAUCUGGGACUCAAACUGGGCCCGGCUCUCAAACUCUGCUACCACAUCGACAAGUUAAAACAGAGCAAGUUCUGAUCUGCCCCUGGCACGCUGUAAAGCCACACUCACAACCCCUCAUGAGCACGCAUGCAAUUAAACCUCAACCUUCUCACACAUACAUGCAUACAUACAUAAACACUCUCACAUGCACUAAGACAGACUAAUCCAUAGCACCAUCAGCUUCGUUUUCUUUUAUGGUACUUUGUUUAUUUCACCUUCAUUUCUAACCUUCUUUUGUAACUGUCUGUAGAUUUUCUGCGGACCGACCAGUGAUCUUCUUGCUUACCUAUGGAUGUGUCACUGAACAUGCUUUUUAAAUGGGUAAAUGGAGUUAUGAUCAAUUUAUAAUGAACAUUAUCUCUGGUGUACCAGAGAGCAUCUGGAAUUACAAGUGCAAAUACAGAAUGAAAGCUGUGACUAUGAAAAGCAGAUGAUCAUGUCUGUGAUGGAUGUUGGGAUAAAUUAAUGUGAUGCCCUGUCGUGGACUGCCCCCUUGUGUGCGUUGUGUGCAUUUCUUGGUGUACACACAAGUAUGGAUUACCUAACAUGGUCAUCGGCCAUUUAGUGGUGAAGCUAAGGAAAUGUAGUUUGCUGCAAACCUGAAACACUGGACUCCAUUUUCUGCAGCAUUUUUCAAAGAGCAGCUGCAGAAGACAUGAUCACAACCAGAACAUGUUGUUAAAGUACAAUCAUAAAGGUUCAGAAAUAACUCAUGCAGGCCUACACUAUCAUCUACUCAGUCAGAAACAUACAAGCACCAGUGCAUCAGGAUUCAAACCAUGGACCAAACCAUGCAAACCACGGACUUUGCCCAUAAAGCAAUCCACAAUACAGUUUCUGCAACAUUCUUUUCUACAACAAACCAGCACCAAGAAUAUGCAGCGGAUACCGGAUAUCAGAGUUAACAAUACAGUGCACCAAAACACUGGCACAAUCUUGCAUUUAACCCAAAUGGACCAAACACAGGUAUAACCACAGUGAGUUUCUAUAAACAGGCUUUGCUCAGAUUUUUCAAAUUGUCUGCAUAAUUAACACUUAGGUAAGCUUAUUUAGUUUUUUAUGUUUAACGCUUUUUUAUUCACUCUUUUCACAAUGGUGGAGAUAGAAACCAGAUAAUAAAGUGUGUAAUACCUCUAACACAUUGAAGAUGUAAAAAAAUGCAAAUAGGUCCUGCAUCACAAAAACUGUAAAAUUUUAAAACCCCAACACGAACAGUCUCAGCUCUUGUAGCCCUAAAACUGUGACAUGAUAAAACACAAAAACUACUAUUAUUUGAGGAGAAUAUGAAGUUUUUCCAGGAUAUAACACACCAGAGCCCAGACUUAUUGAGCUAUCAGAAAAGGGUUGCUGCACAAACCAGGCCUUUUGACCAUGGUUUUGCCUGUGAAAGAGGAGCUCACACUCAAGCCUGCAUUUACUAUCAUUUAGUUUACUUUGAAGGCAAAUCAUAAGGUUGCUAAUGGGUGUAAAACUGAACCUGAGCACAAUUUUAGUCUCAACAAAAGAGUUACAAUUUAUAAAUCAUAUAAAAACUUACAACACUCAGUUAAUCCUUUGGCACGUUAUUAAAUGUUAGGAAUGUCCGCAUGAUGAACUGUGUAGGUUCACUGGUGGUUUUUGGAAAUAUUGGUAAAUAAAAAGUACAUAUAAUAAUCAUAUAAACUCCUGGUUCCUAUUGCUAACCCUGAUCUGCAGUUAGAAUUAUCUUUAAUUUGCAUUUUGGAAGGAAGGAAGGAAAUUGCCCUUUAACAGAACACAUUCAUAUCUGUCUUCUAACAAGUGUCACUUUCAUUCAAGUGUACAAAUUUGCAGAUUCAGCAGCAUCCCCAACUCUACCUGCCUACAUGUGCACUUUUUAUAUUAAUCCAUCGCAUACUUUAAAAAGCUAGACCUUGCCUUCAGUGGGUAACAGGAAUAUUUUACAAAGCAUUACUGUGAAACCUGGAAGGUGUUUUAAUUAUAAAAUACUUGGGUGGUGUCCACAAUUAAUAACUCUGCAGUACAAGAUUUUACACAACAUAUUUUCCUUAUUGAAAGCUCAUUUUGAGGACUAUAAAUAGUUAAGCUAGUAAUAAGUCAUUGGGAGUUAGUCAUUACUGUGCAUAAAGAGGUCAACACAACAAGGCUUCAAUCCCCAUUCAGCAUACAUGAUUAUUUGGGGUUUGAACCUAUUGUAAAGCAUUUCCGUUCUUGUAUAAAUAUACAAAAUCAUUUUUAUUACAAUUUGCAAAAUUAAAAGGUUUGUCGUUUGCCCAAGCAGUAGAAGAAGUCAGUAAGCGUGUAAUCAGCUCUCAGCUAAGCUUUACUGUAGUACAUGUCUCUGCAUCUAAAGCAAAAGCUAUGUUAACUCACUUGUACAGAAUCAUCACCUGCCACUGUAAGAAGCUGUUUCUGUCUGUUCUCUUUCUGUUGAUGAGCUCUUCCCCAUGCAGUAAAACAAAGUAACCUGAGUACUGUAUACUAUACUGUAAAAGAAAUGCUGUCAAAUUUAACUUUUCGCUGCCACUUCUCUGGUAUUAGCACUCCGAACUGCCAGUGACCCUUAUUUGGAAAGUGCAGCAUUCAGAAUUUUACAUGUAACACCUGUAGAGGUCAGUAGGUAAGCAUAAUGUGCUUGGCAGAGGAGUUUAGAGGAGUUAUGUAUUGAAUGCCUACAUGCACAGUACAGAUUAGCUUGAAAAGCAUAGAGGUGCUGUUUUUUAAACUUGUUGUUUGAUUGUAACUUGUUUUAUUUCCAUGCAUUACUUAAUGUUCCAAGACUCUUAACACUGCACCUGUCUUAGGCCUGUAAGUGUAUUCUGCCUUACCUCAAUCAGGCAACACUCAUUUGUUUUCUCAUAAUUUAUUUCCACCAUACAGCCGUUAGAAUCAGUCCUGCUGGAAGGGCAGCAUUCCCAGCCAUGUACGUUUGUUCAUGAAUGGCUUAUGUAGGUACUGUGUAGCCUUAUAAAUGCUUCCCUUCAGUAAAUGUCAGAUGUUAUAAAAAUGUAAUGCACAAAUUUCCCAAAUGUAUUGUCAGCCAAGAAGGGUUAUAUUUAAAAUAGAAAGAAGUACACAUAGAACACAGUGUUUCUGAUAUAUGUGACAUUCAUUUUUAUAGAGAUGCUACUGUUCAAAAGUUUGGAACUACUUUUAAUUCCAUGUGAUUUCACAACGCUUGAAUAGAGAGAAGCUCCAAAAUGAUAUAAAAAAUAUCUUUGUGCACUGACUUUCACUAAAGGGUAUUACGUUUUUUUUGUUACUUUUUUUGAAUUUUUUAUUAUAUAGGUUUUAUAGAUACAAGUUUUUUGUGUGACAGAAAUAAUGCAAUAUUGUAAAACACACCAAAUGGUAUUUAAAAAUUUAUUUCAGAAAGAACCAGAGGUUAUUAAUAAAAGAUGUACUAAUAGAGUUGAUCCACACUACAUUUUAGAUAUUCUACAUACUUUUUAAAUUCUAAUUAAGUUUUUGCAGUAAUUCCAGAAGUGUCUUCAGCUCUUCAUUAUUCUGGACACCUUUUAAGACUUUUUACAUAUUUAUACAGCUUCAUAGCUCAUUAUACAUUUACCAUAUGAAGCGUAUACAAUGCUUAUACAUUAUGCAUAUGACGUGUUUGCAACCAGAUCAGUUUCACGUUGAUGAGAACAUUGAUUCCAAACUUUUGAAUAGUAGUACACAAAAGAGUGUCACACUGGUGUACUACACUUGUAGUACUCUACAGUGACCUUGAACUGUGCCAUGAUUUUUUGCAGUUGGGAGUAAACAUGCUAUUUUACCCAACUGUUUUUACUGAAAUGCUAUUCUUGCUCUGCUACUGCUGCCCUGGAUAAUGAUUCUUACUGUUUUGUGUGUUUUUGUAUUUUGGCCACACCACUUCUGUGUUUUUUAAUGAUAUAACACAUAAUGCAAGUGUAUGUUUAUGAAUGCUGCUCUUGUUGACAGUCCAUUCUUUGGAAGACUACCGUUUAUAUGUUAAAGCGGUUUAAUGGAAAGGCUUGUGUGCAAAUACACAGCUUGGGAAGCUGCAACACAGAUCAUUCAUGUUGGUGCUAAAAUAUGACUGUACUUAGUGAUGACUAAUUUUAUUCAUUUGUUGUUUUACUUUGUUUUUUCUUCAUGUUGGUUAAUUGAUUUAAGCAGUGUGGCUUUAGUGUUGUGAAAUAUUGUGAACACAGACAGGCUGUGGUCUGUCUGCCUGUUUGUGAGAUAAUACAGUAUACAAAACAUUACAAAAGCAUCUGAAUAAAGCAUUAAUAAGCACUCUA